CUACUACUACUACUCAUAUAUAAAAUCCUCCAUUCGUUUCUCAUUUCUUAUAUUUCCCUCACCAAGAAUUCUCUCUUUCUUGUUCCUCCUCUUAUAUAAUCCUCUCCCUUCAUUUUUUCAGUACAUAUAUUAUGUGCUUGUUUUGAUUAGAGGAGAGUGAGAAGAGAAAGAAGAAAACCAGUGUUUGAAAAAAAUUGACAGAACAAAAUGGCGGUGACAACUCACUCUCUAACCGCUACAGAAAAGAAACAUUGGUGGCUCACAAACCGUAAGAUUGUGGAGAAAUACAUAAAAGACGCACGAAGCUUAAUAGCAACACAAGAACAGAGCGAGAUCCUUUCAGCUUUGAAUCUUCUCGACGCAGCUUUAGCUAUAUCACCGCGUUUGGAUCAAGCUCUUGAGCUAAGAGCUAGGUCAUUGCUUUACCUAAGAAGAUUCAAAGAUGUUGCUGAUAUGCUUCAAGACUACAUUCCGAGUUUGAGAAUGACUAAUGAAGAUCCUUCCUCUGGUUCUUCUUCUUCUUCUUCUUCUUCUGAUAGUUCUUCUUCUAGAGAAGGAGUGAAGCUUCUUUCAUCUGAUUCACCUGUUCGAGAUCAGAGUUUUAAGUGCUUCUCUGUUUCUGAUCUUAAGAAGAAGGUUAUGGCAGGUCUUUGUAAAAGUUGUGAGAAAGAAGGGCAAUGGAGAUACUUGGUUUUGGGUGAAGCAUGCUGCCAUCUAGGACUGAUGGAGGAUGCAAUGGUUCUUCUCCAAACAGGAAAAAGAAUUGCAAGUGCAGCAUUCCGGAGAGAGAGUGUCUGCUGGUCCGACGACAGUUUUCCUCUAUUAACUAUCCCAUUGGCCGGAGACACCCCAAACCAACAACCCACCACACCGCCACGAGCUCCUCUCAACGAAACAGAAAGCGUAACACACCUCCUCAGCCACAUCAAAUUCCUCCUCCGCCGUCGUGCAGCAGCACUUGCUGCCCUUGAUGCUGGUCUCUACUCAGAAGCCAUUCGCCAUUUCUCAAAAAUAGUAGACGGUCGCCGUGCUGCCCCACAAGGCUUCCUUGCCGAAUGCUACAUGCACAGAGCAUCUGCACACCGUUCUGCUGGUCGCAUUGCAGAGUCCAUUGCCGAUUGUAACCGCACUCUUUCACUAGACCCAACCUGCAUUCAAGCACUUGAAACCAGAGCUUCACUCUUCGAAGCAAUUCGUUGUUUACCUGAUUCACUACACGAUUUAGAACAUUUAAAGCUGCUCUACAACUCCAUCUUACGUGAUCGUAAACUUCCCGGUCCAGCAUGGAAACGCCACAAUGUAAGAUACAGAGAGAUUCCAGGGAAACUUUGUGCCUUAACCACUAAGAUACAAGAAUUGAAACAAAGAUUAUCUUCUGGUGAAACCACUAGUGUUGAUUACUAUGCAUUGAUUGGAGUUCGACGUGGGUGUUCCCGUUCUGAAUUGGAAAGAGCUCAUUUGUUGCUAUGUCUCCGCCAUAAGCCAGAUAAAGCUACAAAUUUCAUUGAAAGGUGUGAGUUUGCGGAUGAACGUGAUAUUGAUACGGUUAAGGAGAAAGCAAAGAUGUGUUCAUUGUUGUUGUAUAGAUUGGUUCAAAAGGGUUACACAAGUGUGAUGAGUAAUGUUUUAGAUGAGGAAGCUGCUGAGAAACAAAGGAAGAAGAAUGUUGCUGCUGCAGCACAAGCACAAGCAGCAGCAAUUCAAGUUCAAGUGAAGAAAACAAAUGAAGCUGAGCUGAAAAAUAACAAGGCUGAAAAUAAGAGUAGUAAUGUUUUUGUGGAAAAUGACCAGCCUCUGAUAUCUUCUUGUACCGUGAAUCCUGCGGUAUUUCAAGGUGUGUUUUGCCGUGAUCUUGCGGUGGUAGGAAGCUUGUUGACGCAGGCACGAUUUAAUCGAACAAUGCCGGUGAAGUAUGAAGCAUUGAGCUGCUAAGUUUUGAUGAAAAAUUGGUGGGAAGGGAUAUGUUGGAGAUGUUACAGGCAGAGGGAAUCUCUGGUUCGUUCAUUCACAUUUGAUAUGAUUGUACAAACAAAAUGCAAAUGGGUAAAAAAAGUUUAGAAUGCCGGAAAAUUUUGUCACCUUUUCCUUUUUUUAUAUUUAAUAUUAGUAAUCUUCUUUUUUAUCUAUCAGAUGUACAGAUCGAUUAUCAGUAUUAUUGAGACACUACUUUUGGAUUUUUCCCUUGAACCAAACA
Molecule: messenger RNA, 2194 nt
Organism: Medicago truncatula (barrel medic)
Lineage: Eukaryota; Viridiplantae; Streptophyta; Magnoliopsida; Fabales; Fabaceae
Exons: 3
Coding region: 208-1932 (574 amino acids)
Molecular function (GO): protein binding
Source: RefSeq, a predicted model, not a curated record